GUGGGGCACUGCCCUUCCUGCCAGCGGCUCUUCAUGAUUCUGCUCCUCAAGGGCGUGCCCUUCACGCUCACCACCGUGGAUGUAAGAAGGUCCCCAGACGUGCUGAAGGACUUCGCCCCCGGCUCGCAGCUGCCCAUCCUGCUCUACGACGGCGACGCCAAGACAGACACGCUGCAGAUCGAGGAGUUUCUGGAGGAGACGCUGGGGCCGCCCGAUUUCCCCAGUUUGGCGCCCCGCUACCGAGAGUCCAGUACAGCAGGCAACGACGUUUUCCACAAGUUCUCGGCGUUCAUCAAGAACCCAGUGCCCGCGCAGGACGACGCCUUGUACCAGCAACUGCUGCGCGCCCUGGUCCGGCUGGACCGCUACCUGCGCGCGCCCCGAGAGCACGAACUGGAGCGCGAGCCUCAGCUGCGUGAAUCGCGCCGCCGCUUCCUCGACGGUGACCAGCUCACUCUGGCUGACUGCGGGCUGCUGCCCAAGCUGCACAUCGUGGACACGGUGUGCGCGCACUUCCGUCAGGCGCCCAUCCCAGGCGAGCUGCGAGGCGUCCGCCGCUACCUGGACAGCGCGCUGCAAGAAAAGGAGUUCAAGUACACAUGUCCACACAGCGCCGAGAUCCUGGCGGCCUACCGACCAGCCGUGCGCCCCCGCUAGCCGCUCACGUCUCCCUACGGACCGAGCUCCCCGCCUGCCGCCCCCAUGCCCACUCGUCCGGAGCCCUAUCGAGGCACUUGGGCCUGAGUGCGCGUGAUCUCACGUCCGAGGGCCCAGACCCCACGAUCACUGCCACCCCUAAGCCCCACCUUGGGAAGCUCAGCACCAGAUGACCCGCCCAGAAUGACAGGGACAGGAGAACGAGCAGGUGCGGGGAGAGGGACACAGCCCUUCCCCCACACACACAGCAAACCCAGGGGCUCAGAGCCUCCUGCAGCCAUCUGGGGCCUGCGACAGGGAUUGCGGGGACAGGAUUGGGUUCCCAAACCAGUCAGGCCAGGGCGGGGCGGCAGGAUGG
Messenger RNA from Loxodonta africana (African savanna elephant), 1015 nucleotides. It is a transcript of the gene CLIC3, whose product is annotated as chloride intracellular channel 3. NCBI's taxonomy places the organism in Eukaryota, Metazoa, Chordata, Mammalia, Proboscidea, Elephantidae. The transcript has 5 exons. The record is from RefSeq and is a predicted model, not a curated record. Bases 34 to 657 code for a protein of 207 amino acids.